This is a messenger RNA of Zasmidium cellare ATCC 36951, 729 nucleotides long. RefSeq lists its product as uncharacterized. The record is from RefSeq and is a predicted model, not a curated record. The coding region runs from base 1 to 729 and encodes 242 amino acids. Lineage: Eukaryota; Fungi; Ascomycota; Dothideomycetes; Mycosphaerellales; Mycosphaerellaceae. The transcript is spliced from 2 exons.
AUGAAUUCACUACGGGAGGCCUACACGCUGGCUCACACAGCACAAUGUCGACUGAACAUCGAAGCGGGACGCAAGGACAGGAAUAUGCGGUUUCUGGUCGGACACCUGAUGCACUACGAAUCACUCCGACUACGCAUUGUUGAGAUCGAGCACGACAUCUCCAAGAGUGCACGAGCAAGUGCAGUUCAGUUCAAGGGCACUGGCCAUGUCGACCACCGAUUACAACACAAGCCGUCAACAGGUCAACUGGGGCGAAAGUCACCUCCGCCUCCACCGCCCGAAUACGACGAUGAUGAUGAAGACGAUCUCGACGACUUCCUAGACGACGAGGACGAAGAAGGUCUGUCGCUCGAACGCUUCCCAUCUGGCACAGGACGGCAAUCACAACCUCCGCCUCCCGAGCUGGAACCGGACAACCCGGACGAAGAUGACGAUGAUGACUUUGACGAACCCGUAUCACCAGACGAAGAGACUCUCGCGGAAUGUGUCAAGGGCGAUGGCAACGAACUCAUGGCGACGAUGUACGAGGGCGUGCGGAAAUGCGUAUGUCACGGCAAAACCGACGCGCCUUCGUUCUCGCGAAUGUGGGAACUCCCUCCCGACAAGAACAACACCAAACCAGGCAUCACGAGAGCAGUCGCCCAAUCGCAGCAUGAGCCUGAGGGCGACAGCGAGCCUGCAGAAGCGACAUCGAGUGGGUGGUAUGCGAUGCAUGCCAAGGAGGAGUAA